AGAAGAGUGAAUGUUGUGGUUUGUAGUGCAGGAGUAGAUAAGAUCUCAAUUGUUUGUACGGGAGACAAAAAUAAAGUUAUUCGUCUUGUCAGGACAGCUUCAGUGAGCAGGAAAACGCCACAAGAAGAGGAGUGAGCUUAGUGGGAGUUGUGUGAAAAUGCGCAGCUGAGGUGUGAAGAUACACCGUGAAAGUUGAAUUUUCACGACAACACAACUUUCAUUUUCACGGAUGAACUGGCCUGUGCAGCUUAUGGAAGACCGGGCAUGACGGGAGGUUUGUUUCUCCGAGCACGCGACAGAGUGACGUACUUGAGGAGCUCGUGUUUGACAGACUCGUCUCUGUCUGUUGAUGUGUCCAUGUGGCGCUGAACGUGAAAAACCCCGGCUGAGCUCUCUCUCUCACUCCCUCUGUAGCUCUCGCUCUCUCGCGCCGCUCAGCCGUUAUAUCCCUACAUCCUACCACAGCUCUGGUAUCAGAUACCGGGUCCCGACCAAUCCCCGCGCGCUGUCAGGGCUCGAGAGGAGACAGGAGCAGAGAGCAGAGCGGCGCGAGGCAGACAGAGAGGGGGGAGAAGGCAGGAGGAGCACACACCCUUCCACCUCUCUAUCUCUCCAUCCAUCGUCUAUCCUCCGUUACCCCCCUCUCGGCACACACACAGCAACUCCCUCCCUCCUCCUCUCCUCCCCUCACCCGCCAGGUCCUCCUGACUGCAGCUGUUUGGGUCAACCGGAGAGGCGCGAGGCAGGAUGCGCGAUGGGACAAGCGUGCGGACACGCGCUCCUCUGUCGUAGCCAGCCACCGUCCUCCGAGAUACGCGGCCAGCAAGUGUUUCUGCGUCCUGAAGAGAGUUCAGCUCCAGCCCUGAAUACCAGACAGUCCACCACGCUGUCCGAGCAACUCCAGGAUGCCUUGCUGCGGCUGGCGGCGGUUGUCGACACGCGAUCGCUGCAAGCAGCCCUUAGAGACAGCAUACAGGGGCUGCUACCCAGCACGGAGUGUGUAUGUUUCUACAUCCUGGAGGGAGACUCGAGGCUGCUGUCUGAAGACCUGCUGCAUGAACUGCCACCGGAGGGGAAGAUCAGGAGUAUCGUGGACCAGCUGAAGCGAUGUCAGUGCGCUGGCCUCCCUCCACCAGAACUGCCAGAGAAAUACAGAACCUGUCUGGCUGCACCGUUACCUGCACACAGAAGAGCUCUUGUCAUUCCAAUCCCAGACCAGGAGCGGGACAAGGCCGUCGCUGUCUUACUGGUGGGCUGCGGUCCACUCUCCGAUCAGGAUGAAGUGCAUCUCAACCUGCUGGAAAAACAUGCCUCAGUGGCAUGCGUGCGAGUCCAGGCUGUUCCCUCAUCCUACCAGAGGCCUCCUCUCAGCCCUUCUCCCAUACAGUCCCACAACGCACUGCUGCACCUCAAUGUCUCCGACCAGGACUACUGCGAGCUGGACCGCAACAUCCUGCAACUCUGUGGUGAGCUCUUUGACCUUGAUGCUGCCUCUCUCCAGCUCAAAGUCAUCAAUUAUCUGCAGCAGCAGACUCACUCGCAGUGUUGUUGUUUGCUGCUGGUGUCCGAGGACAACCAUCAGCUUUUCUGCCAGGUAGUUGGUGACAAAGUCCUGGAGGAGGAAAUCAGUUUCCCAUUGAUGUUUGGACGUUUCGGACAGGUUGUCGAGAAGAAGAAGUCAAUCACUCUGCAGGACAUCAGUGCCGAGGAGCGGAGGCAGCUGUCCAGUAUGCUGGGCUGUGAGAUCUCCUCCAUGCUAUGUGUGCCAGUGGUCAGCAGGGCCACUGGUCAGGUGGUGGCACUAGCGUGUGCCUUCAAUAAGCAGGGUGGGCGAAGACACACAGAGGCAGAUGAGCAUGUAAUCCAGCACUGUUUCUGCUACACUUCAACGGUUCUCACUUCAACUUUGGCCUUCCAGAAAGAACAGAAACUCAAAGUGGAGUGCCAGGCGCUCUUACAAGUGGCCAAGAAUCUCUUUACACACUUGGAUGAUGUGUCAGUGCUGUUACAGGAAAUUAUAGUGGAAGCCAGGAACCUCAGUGAUGCAGAGAUCUGCUCUGUGUUCCUACUGGAUCGUGUCAGUCAUGAGUUGGUGGCAAAAGUGUUCGACGGGGGUGUGGUUAGUGAUGAAGAGAAGGAGUUUCGUAUUCCAGCGGAUCAGGGCAUUGCAGGCCAUGUGGCCACCACUGGUCAGAUCUUGAACAUUAAGGAUGCUUACUCCCAUCCAUUGUUCUACCGCGGCGUGGAUGACAGCACAGGCUUCAGGACCCGCAACAUCCUCUGCUUCCCCAUCAAAGAUGAGAACAACGAGGUGAUCGGGGUUGCUGAGUUGGUGAAUAAGAUGAACGGGCCGUGGUUCAACCGCUUUGAUGAGGAUCUGGCCACAGCUUUCUCCAUUUACUGUGGGAUCAGUAUCGCCCAUUCUCUACUCUACAAGAAAGUCCAUGAAGCACAGUUCAGGUCCCACCUGGCUAACGAAAUGAUGAUGUACCAUAUGAAGGUUUCAGAUGAAGAGGUGUCGAAGCUGCUGGUGACAGGGAUCGAAUCUGUGAAGGAUAUCCACCCAUGCUACGCUGAGUUUACGUAUACUCCACGCUCCCUGCCGGACGACACCACACCUUCAUGCGUCCUCAGCAUGUUUGAAGACAUGGGCUUCAUCAACACGUACAAGAUUGACCUGAACACUCUCGCCAGGUUCUGUCUAAUGGUAAAGAAAGGCUACAGAGACCCUCCUUACCACAACUGGAUGCAUGCCUUCUCUGUGUCACACUUCUGCUACCUGCUCUACAAAAACCUAGGGCUCUCCAACUACCUCGAGGAUAUAGAGAUUCUAGCUCUCUUUGUCUCCUGUAUGUGCCAUGACCUGGACCACCGUGGCACCAACAAUUCUUUCCAAGUCGCCUCACAAUCUGUGCUGGCUGCUCUGUACAGCUCAGAGGGAUCUGUGAUGGAGAGACAUCACUUUGCCCAGGCCAUUGCCAUCCUCAACACAAUCGGCUGCAACAUCUUUGAAAAGUUCUCCAGAAAGGAUUACCAGCGAGUACUGGAUUUGAUCAGAGAUAUCAUUCUGGCUACAGACCUGGCGCACCACCUGCGCAUUUUCAAAGACCUGCAGAAGAUGGCUGAUGAUGGAUACAACCCAAAAAGCCGUACCCACCGCUCAAUGCUGCUGUGCCUGUUGAUGACGUCAUGUGACCUGUCAGACCAAACCAAGGGCUGGAAAACCACACGCAAGAUUGCUGAGCUGAUUUACAAGGAGUUCUUCUCUCAAGGAGAUCUGGAAAAAGCCAUGGGGAACAGGCCCAGCGAAAUGAUGGACAGAGAGAAGGCGUACAUCCCAGAACUGCAGAUAAGCUUCAUGGAACAUAUCGCCAUGCCCAUUUACAAGCUGCUAUCUGAACUGUUUCCUGGGGCCACUGAGCUGUAUGAGAGAGUGGCAGCUAAUCGGGAGCAGUGGACAAAAGUGUCCCACAAGUUCACAAUCCGUGGGUUGCCUAGCAACAACAGCCUAGACUUCCUGGACCAGGAGUAUGAGCUGCUGCAGUCGCAGGGUGCUUUCGGGAGCGAUGAUCACUGCCUCAAUGGUUGCCUUGAAGACGGAGAAGGAGGGAGGGGUCAGUGACACCUGAAGAGCUGCCAACCAGUUUCUUGAAGUUUUCUGUGGUCCAAUAAGGGGCUGAGGAUACCUUUUUAGCGACCUGAGAGGGAGGGAUCUCUCUGCUGUCAAUCACUUAGAUGCUAGGCAGGCCAUGCAGAAUGGACAGGACAAAGUUUCAAACAAAUUGAAUCUGACAAGUGAUGUGAAAUGAGUGGAUCCAUCAGUGCCGGUUCAGUGAUUAGAUGCUACAUGUUGCUUGUCUCCAGUUCAGGAAAACAGAAGGCGGAGGCUUUAUAUUUUUCAGCAGUGAUGCUGGAAAAAUAUGUUUUUACACAGAUUCACCCAUACUGAUUACGAUUGUAAUAACAAACACACUGAUACACAUAUGUACAUGCACAUACCGUUUAGACACAACAGAGAGAGACAGCUCAUUCUUAUUGAAAAAAAUGACUACUACAACAUGUAACAGUGAGAUAAAGUGCUAUACUUUGUGUAAAAUGUUUCAUAAUAGUUAUAUUGAUUUAAAUGGCUCAGCAUUGUUCACACACAAGCGGCUGCCAUAGUCCCUCACCUGAUGCUUAUGAAUGCAUGCUGUUUUGACACCUCAUGUGUUAUUCCACCUCAUCAUCAUUGUCAGUUCCUCCAUGGCUAAUAAAUUAAUGCAGUACAUUUUUAUACCAUCAGAAAUGAUUUUGUAUUCAGAUCCUACAGGUAUAUUUAACUAAUUCAUGUAAAUAUAUAGCAAGAUAUAAUUCAUUCACUUACACAGCAUUACAACCCUCAUUUAUACCACCUUAUUUUGCAGGUUUAAGGACAGUUUGACAAUCACUUAUCAAUGACAGCUGGCCAUAACAACCCACUCCACAUAUAUCAAAAUAGACGGACUGGCUUCAUUUGAACUGCAUACUAACGAUUAAUGGAUCUAUACCUCAAAUAAAGGCCUCUCAUGAACUACAACACAACCCUUGUUUUAUGGUUUUGCCAUCUUUCUCACUGUUCUCACCUCCUUCUUGUUUUUACGGAUUUCCUCAUAAACAACUUUAGAUUGAGAUUAACCGAAGCCCUUUAAAGAUCCAGCUCAUCUGUCAGUGUAAAUUUGCCAGAGUAGCGCGUGUUACAUGGAGUGUGUCAUCGAGUCAUAUGGAUCUGCCUUAUUGCGCAUCUUUGCUGCCUUUCUUAGAGCUUUUAAUAUAUGAACAUUGAAAUAAAGAGUCUGUUUAGUAUGUAUGUUGUAUAUUUGUUAUAGACAUAGUUUGAGUAUCCAAGUGUUGACUGAAUGGACACCAUGCUCAGAAGAUGUAUAUUUGUGAAAUACUUGUGUAUGAAGACCUCAGAUGUCACUUUCUUUCUCUUCUUUCUCUUCUAAGUUAUGUACAAAAUCAUCGGGUGGAUAUUCAUGAUGGACACAACAGCUUUUUUUCAGUUCUCAGUGCAUCAAAAUAUAGUUUUAAGAAGGAACUAGAGAUGUAGCCGUUACAGAAAUUACUCUUUGCUGAAAGUAUCUACAGUUUUCUUUUGCUGCAUCCCAAAGGAAAUGUUUUGAAAAUUUAAGUUCUCAGGCUGUGCCUCAUUUAAAGAAAAAAAUCACACAAUUUUUGUGUCCAUGAGGUUUUGUGUUACAAUAUGCCAUAUUUUGUUUAACCUUGCACAAUUAAAAAGGACAUGCUGCAGAGUUAGGAGAAGAGAAACCCAGUACAGUUGGACUUUGCUGUGCUGUAUGUAGGCUGUGUGUGGGGUGAGAGAGAGUGCCAAUGAGUGGAUGGAUGAGGGGGUGUGCAGGGAGAGAGGGGAUAGAGGUAUAAUAGAUAUAAUAAUUCCUAACAAAACUGGCAUCCAUAGAAAUAAUGCAAAUGAAAACCUUAAGAGAUCUGCCAAAUUUUCUUCUAUUAUUUUUCCUUUUUAUACAGCCCUAAUAAUUACAGGGAAGGCAGAUGAAAAGCAACACUACUGCUUUCAGAUUUACAUUUUUUCCAUUUAUGGGUCUCAGAUAAGAGCCAUACAUGGAAAAAUUUAUGAAGUUAAUUGGUUAUAAAGUGGUUUUAUCUACAUGCCCACAGAAGGAUAUGCAUUAACGUCAAAGAGUGAUCAUUUGUUUGAUAUGCCUUAGUCUGCUUCAUGGAAUGAUUUUUUAAUGAUUCGUUCAUCAAGGGCAUACAGAUAUUUGUAGAAAAAUAUGAUAUUGAUGAUAAAAAUAAUAAUUGUCUGCCUCUGUAAUUCCUUUGCACUUAUGCCUCUUGUUAAAUUUAUACUUGAGUUCUGAGUCCCUAAAAGCAAUGGUGUGUGUUCAGCCUGUGUCCAUUGAAAAAAAAAAUCUAUGUUGCAUUUGACUCAUAAACUGCUUUUGAACACCUAGGACAGUUUUUUAUUCCAAGUGUGUAUCUGUCCUUUUAUGUUUGUUUUAGAGAGUCAUGGCUAAAACACCAAGCAAACAUUGUCUACUUUCUGUAAAGUGAAAACUUACCUUUAGUUAUUUUCUAUUUCUUUCCAUGUGAGUGGAGUCGAGGGCUGUGUUCACAGGAAACUUCGGACUCGUUAUGAUGGGGUCUGCAAAUGUGGCACAUUCAGGAAAUGUGAACCCAAUCUAUAGUUCCCAUCAUCACAGAACAGCAGGACUCGGACCUGGGAUGUAACAUCAUUGUAAUGAUCACCUGUGACAUAAUUGUUAAAAAGUGGCAAAAAUAUAAUUGCUGUAAAUAUCAAAGUUUUAAAAGAAAAUGUUACUUGACUGUGUGUCAUUAUUACAAUGGAAAGUAUUUCAAUUCUGUGAUGUAAUUAAAGUGGUGGCAUCCUGUUCUCUUCUUUUUUCAUGCCAUUUUUGAACAACCUCAAACAGAAACUUUUAGACAGAGGGUAUGGAAGAAAACUAUCUGUAUUUUGGAUAUACAUAUGAUAUUGUACCAAAAAUAAGAACCCAAACUAAUCUGAAAUGUAUACAUGAGGACUAAAUCUAGUCAUCUGUUGGUUAUUUGUUUUGUUUAGUUCUGAGUGCUGGUGGUCUUGUUCUUUUUCAAAUGUAAUGAGCAAGGACAUUUUUGACAAAAAGAAAAAUGGAUGAUUUUUUUUUCUUUCUUGG
This is a messenger RNA of Cheilinus undulatus (humphead wrasse), 6671 nucleotides long. RefSeq names its product cGMP-dependent 3',5'-cyclic phosphodiesterase (gene pde2a). Gene Ontology annotation, biological process: positive regulation of gene expression; cGMP catabolic process; regulation of mitochondrion organization. The transcript is spliced from 31 exons. Bases 350 to 3622 code for a protein of 1090 amino acids. Lineage: Eukaryota; Metazoa; Chordata; Actinopteri; Labriformes; Labridae. Gene Ontology annotation, molecular function: protein homodimerization activity; 3',5'-cyclic-AMP phosphodiesterase activity; 3',5'-cGMP-stimulated cyclic-nucleotide phosphodiesterase activity. The record is from RefSeq and is a predicted model, not a curated record. Gene Ontology annotation, cellular component: synaptic membrane; cytosol; mitochondrial inner membrane.